AUGUGCUUUGUCCACAUGUUUGGAAAUGCAUUUUCUUUACUAGGAAAAAAACCCACUAACCCUGUAGCCAAUAUGAAUAUUAGUGAGAUAAUUUCUUACUGGGGUUACCCAAGUGAAAAGUAUGAAGUUAUCACUGCAGAUGGCUACAUCCUUCAGCUCAACCGGAUUCCUCAUGGGAAGAAUGAUGCUGAUCAUUUAGUCCAAAACCCAGUUAUGUACUUACAACAUGGUCUGUUUAUAACUGGCAGUGUCUGGAUUUCCAAUCUUCCCAACCGUAGCCCAGGCUUCCUUCUGGCAGAUGCUGGGUAUGAUGUGUGGAUGGGGAACAGCAGGGGAAGUAGGUGGUCCCAGAAACACUUAUACCUGAAAACAGAGUCCAAAGAAUUCUGGGCUUUCAGUUAUGAUGAAAUGAUAAAAUAUGAUCUUCCAGCCACCAUUGAUUUUUUUGUGAAGAAAAUAGGACAAAAACAAGUGUACUAUGUAGGGUAUUCCCUGGGAACAACUGUAGGUUUUAUCGCCUUUUCUACCAAUCCCACACUGGCUGAAAAAAUCAAAGUCUUCUAUGCAUUAGCCCCAGUUGCCACAGUGAAGUACACCCAAAGCCUAUUUAACAAACUUGCACUUAUUCCUCACUUCCUCUUCAAGAUUAUAUUUGGUAACAAAAUGUUCUACCCAUACAAAUUUUUGGAACAAUUUCUUGGUGUUGAAGUGUGCUCCCAUGAGACACUGGAUGUCCUUUGUAAGAAAGCCUUCUUUGCCAUUACUGGAGUUGACAUUAAAAACCUUAACAUGGCUGUCAAGUCUGGGAAAUUCCAAGCUUUUGACUGGGGAGCCCCAUUUCAGAACCUAAUGCAUUAUCAUCAGCCCACGCCUCCCAUCUACAAUUUAACAGCAAUGAAUGUCCCAAUUGCAGUAUGGAGUGGUGGCAAUGACCUGUUGGCUGACCCUCAGGAUGUUUAUAUUUUGCUUUCAAAGCUCUCUAAUCUCAUUUACCACAAGGAAAUUCCAAAUUACAAUCACUUGGACUUUAUCUGGGCAAUGGAUGCACCUCAAGAAGUUUACAAUGAAAUUGUUUCUUUGAUGGCAGAAGACAAAAAGUAG
Messenger RNA from Odocoileus virginianus texanus, 1101 nucleotides. NCBI's taxonomy places the organism in Eukaryota, Metazoa, Chordata, Mammalia, Artiodactyla, Cervidae. The record is from RefSeq and is a predicted model, not a curated record.